Saccharomyces mikatae IFO 1815 is the source of this 597-nucleotide messenger RNA. It is a transcript of the gene HTC1, whose product is annotated as Htc1p. Lineage: Eukaryota; Fungi; Ascomycota; Saccharomycetes; Saccharomycetales; Saccharomycetaceae. The transcript has a single exon. Gene Ontology annotation, biological process: N-acetylglucosamine metabolic process. Bases 1 to 597 code for a protein of 198 amino acids. Gene Ontology annotation, cellular component: cytoplasm. The record is from RefSeq and is a predicted model, not a curated record.
AUGCAGCAAGAUAAUGUCUGCGAUAAUCAGGCAGAUGUUCAAGAAUGUAAAUGGGAAGAAAUUCAGGACAUAAUUGAGUCAGGAGAACUCGCUCGUUUGAAACGCAGCCGCCAGAUGACUGAAAAAUACCAUGACCACAAGAAGAGGACUGCUGGCUUGGACAUGAACCAGUAUAUUCUGCAAAAACUAGGGUGGUUGCCAGACGAAUCGCACUGUGAAGACACUAUCGCGAAGGCUUUUAGUGAGACUGCUCUAUAUGCUGUACGUGCCAACGAUUUUCCAUAUAGCUUCGAACCAGGCGUCGUACACCUAGUCCUCUGGUCCAAGAUUGCUCUACCUGUGCACUCUCCAGAUAAGGCCAUGCGAAAUGCUGCCCGGGCACGCAUAGGCGCUUUUCUCCAGGCACAACCAUCGCUGCGGCCCCUUAUUGAAACAGAUCACGUGGCGUGGUUUGUAAACUACCCGGAACUACAAAGUGUUGCCCGGAUAUUUCACGCUCACGUGCUUCUUUAUUUUCCACGGGAUCACUACUCCGCGGAACAAGUAAAAAUAACAGUUGACGAUAUCCUUUUACACGGUUUUGAGCCGGUUGCCUAG